Spodoptera frugiperda (fall armyworm) is the source of this 2123-nucleotide messenger RNA. Its product is annotated as ATPase H(+)-transporting accessory protein 2. Gene Ontology annotation, cellular component: membrane; external side of plasma membrane. The record is from RefSeq and is a predicted model, not a curated record. The transcript has 8 exons. Gene Ontology annotation, molecular function: signaling receptor activity. Gene Ontology annotation, biological process: positive regulation of Wnt signaling pathway. Bases 349 to 1713 code for a protein of 454 amino acids. NCBI's taxonomy places the organism in Eukaryota, Metazoa, Arthropoda, Insecta, Lepidoptera, Noctuidae.
AUCAGAAAAACUAAAAAAAAACUCAUUUAAUUAAUGUAAAAUAACUGUUUAAAAUCAGUAUAACUGUUAAAAAUGUAAUUCAUUUAGAAGACUAAAUGAUUUACAUUGAUAUAUGAACAUACGCACUGACGCACUGUUCAGUUUGUCGUUAACAAGAAACCAAGGGAAGCAUCUUGUUUCAAUGUGCCUAAUGAGUUUUGCAGGAAAAGUACAAUAGCAGUAGGUGUCGGCUGAAAAGUGCGAUGAUUUUAAAUUUCGAAUCGUUGCUAGGCGCACGCAAUAAAAAUUGUAAAUUUACAAUUUCAUUGACUUGACGAGAAGUCAAUAUAGGAAAUUGUUUUAAAAACCAUGAGUGUAAACAGCGUCAACAAGAUACUAUUUUUCAUAACUCUUGUUUUAAAAAUAAUCGGCUUAAAAGCGGCCGGUGAGUUCAGUGUUUUAUAUAGUCCAGAUUCUUUACGUUUUAUGGCAACUGAUAAAACUUCGGAAAGCAAUUUGAAAGAGAUAUUUUCUGCAGCACUCGGGCUUUCUGUGGAACAUGAUUCGGAAUGGAAAGGUUUAAUUGUAGUGGAUCCUUUUAACACUCCUGAAGCAGCCGUGGAAGUAUAUAUUGAUGGAAUAAGGAGCAUUGGUGAACAUAUUGCUUUGAAGACCUACAAACUUAGUGUAGACGAGUAUGAGCCAGAUACGUACAAAUCAGUAAAAGAAAGAAUAAAGCAGCAUUUUACAGAAGGAGGCAAUAAAAUAGCAAAUGUUAAAUUAAGUAAUGGAAAUGAGUUCAGGAAAUUAUUUGGUAAUUUUAUAAGAAAUAAAAGACCCACCAAAGAAGUACUUCACCACUUAAAGCAUAACGUGGAAGAAGAUUAUCUCUUCAUAAACGAGCUUGACAUUUUACGAGCUGUUAUAAAAUGGAUCCAAGAUGGGGGUAUUGUUCCAGACAACCAAAUUGAUUUCUUCAAUUUCCGUAUUCGCAGUCUUCAUGGAGUAUCUGACUAUCAUGGUCCCAAUUCUCAUCAAACCAAAGAAGCUAAGAAAUUAUUAAGUGAAGCUAUUCAAGACCUCAGCAAGGCAUUUGUCAAAGCCUAUGUUGGUUCGGUAUUAGUUACAGCUGUCAGCACUGAUGUCCCUCACUCUCGUCGCUCAGCUCGAUCAGUCACUAUACCAAACCUUAAUGGUACGGAUAAAAAAUGGCCAUCAAAUUGGUUAAAUACAAAUCCCAAUAAGAAAAAGAAUCGUUACAAAUUUGUAAAACCACCUGGUAUUGCUGAUUAUGAAUGGAUGAGCCGGGCGAUCUCAUGGCCAAGAACUAGGGAAGGAAAGGGAAGUGACAAUGAUGCAGAACCUAAAGAGGGAAAUGAAAAUGGAGACGCGGCUGGAGACGCGGCUGGAGACGCGGCUGGAGACGCGGCUGGAGACGCUACUGGAGACGCUACUGAAGAUGGACAAGCGUCUGGAGAUGGGGUUGUAGAUGGGAGUGGAGGUGGGAACGGAACUGACGGUGAAAAAGGAAAUGGAACAAAGCCAUCGUUGAAUGCCACUACCGCUGAUGAAUUUGACGUCGACUAUCCAGCAGUGUUCAAUAUAUUUCUUUGGUUUGGAUUAGUAAUGACAUUCUCUAUGCUUGCUAUCAUGUAUUCUUUUAUGGAUAUGGACCCGGGCCGCGACUCCAUUGUCUAUAGGAUGACUAGUACAAGAAUGAAGAAAGAUAAUUAAUCACCUAGCUUGUGAAAUUACUUAUCUAAUUAAUAUUUUUAUGAUUGAAUAAUAAUAUGUAUUUAAUGUAUUAAGGUAGAGCCCAUGAAGCAAGUACAAAGAGGGAUGCCAUAAUGUGAUUGUGCACUGCAACACAAAAAACGGCCCUGCUCAAUGAUAUUAAUCAUAAGUAAAAAGGAGUGGAUAGGUUAUAGCGCUCAGAAAGUGGCAUAUUAAAAUGUGGACAAAUGGCAACGUUUUUAUAGAAUGGGGUCGCGAUACGGAAAAUACAGAGGGACGUGGUUUGUAACGUCUCGCGCUCUCAAUAAAAUAUCACACAUUAUGAUAAAAGGUGUUGGUUUGUAAUUGACAUCACCUCUUUGUAUUUAAAACCCUAUUAAUAUAUAGAAUAAAUGUUUUCUUGUACAUAA